GGUGACAACGCCAUUGAGGCUGGUCACAACAUUGUCCACGGUGAUGCUGGCGGUCUUACACAAUUCAAUAGNGCCGCAUCCACUGGUGUCGACCGCAGCAACAAGGCUGCCCCCAUGCCCGAGAUCGAGAAGGGAGACAGCAUCGAGGGCAUGAACGCCUCCGGCGGCGGCCUCUCCGGUGCCACCCUCACCUCCACCGGCCAGGGCGGCAACAAGGAGCCCUUCGUCGAGAAGGAGGCUGAGAAGCACUCUUCU
Aureobasidium uvarum is the source of this 255-nucleotide messenger RNA. The record is from the annotation of a GenBank genome assembly. NCBI's taxonomy places the organism in Eukaryota, Fungi, Ascomycota, Dothideomycetes, Dothideales, Saccotheciaceae.